UUGCAGAAGACACACACAGCAGUUCACAGUAACAGAUAGUCUUCUCAAUUCCCAUCCAUCGAUCUCUCGCCGUCGCCGAGCUCGAUAUCUCAGUCCAUCGAUCGCCAUGCGUCCACCGCGCUCCGCUGUGCCGGCCAUGGCGCUGGCGCUUGCGCUGGUCGUGGCACUACUGGCACUGGCCACCACGGCGGUGGCCCGCCACUCCUACACCACCACCAUCGUUCCGGCGCCGGCGGAGCGGGCGGACGAGGAGGUGCGGCGUAUGUACGAGGCGUGGAAGUCCAAGCACGGCCGGCCGCGCGGCAACUGCGACAUGGCCGGCGACGAGGACCGGCUGCGGCUUGAGGUGUUCCGCGACAACCUGCGGUACAUCGACGCGCACAACGCGGAGGCGGACGCCGGGCUGCACACCUUCCGCCUCGGCCUCACCCCCUUCGCCGACCUCACCCUCGAGGAGUACCGCGGCCGCGCCCUCGGCUUCCGCGCCCGCCACCGCGGCGGCCCGAGCGCGCGCGCGGCAGCCAGCAGGGUCGGGAGCGGCGGCACCCGCUCUCACCACCGUCGUCCCCGUCCCCGCCCCCGCUGCGGCGACCUCCCCGACGCCAUCGACUGGCGCCAGCUUGGCGCCGUCACCGACGUGAAGAACCAAGAACAAUGCGGUGGGUGCUGGGCGUUCUCGGCGGUGGCGGCCAUCGAGGGGAUCAACGCGAUCGUGACGGGCAACCUCGUGUCGCUGUCGGAGCAGGAGAUCAUCGACUGCGACACCCAGGACAGCGGCUGCAACGGCGGGCAGAUGGAGAACGCCUUCCAGUUCGUCAUCGACAACGGCGGGAUCGACAGCGAAGCCGACUACCCCUUCAUCGCAACUGACGGCACCUGUGAUGCCAACAAGGCGAACGAUGAAAAGGUCGCCGCCAUAGAUGGGUUCGUGGAGGUGGCGAGCAACAACGAGACGGCGCUGCAGGAGGCGGUGGCGAUCCAGCCCGUCAGCGUCGCCAUCGACGCCGGCGGACGUGCGUUCCAACACUACAGCUCGGGCAUCUUCAACGGGCCGUGCGGGACGAACCUGGACCACGGCGUCACGGUGGUGGGCUACGGCAGCGAGAACGGCAAGGCCUACUGGAUCGUGAAGAACUCGUGGAGCGACAGCUGGGGCGAGGCCGGCUACAUCCGCAUCAGGCGCAACGUGUUUUUGCCCGUGGGAAAGUGUGGCAUCGCCAUGGACGCGUCGUACCCGGUGAAGGACACCUACGGCCCCGCCGCCACCGCCAUGGAUGUGCUCAAGAUGGUCCUUGCUUAGCCGGCAGAGCAGGCAGCGGACUCGACUACAGUUGCUUCGAUCACUCUUAUAUAGAAUAAGGAACAACUGAAGUCGUUGCUUGGUUUUUAUUACUAGCGUUGCGCUGAGUUUGUGUGAUGCUCGAGGAUCUUGUGCAACUUGUAUAGUGUUGGUGUGGUAAGUUAACUAAUAAUAAGUAGUAUGUUAUUGCGUACCUAUCUUUCUUGAGUCGUAAUGUAAUGAAGUUAAUUACAAAUGAAUAAAUAAAUAAUGAUAAAGAUGUUUGUUUGUGCUUA
Molecule: messenger RNA, 1575 nt
Organism: Sorghum bicolor (sorghum)
Lineage: Eukaryota; Viridiplantae; Streptophyta; Magnoliopsida; Poales; Poaceae
Product: ervatamin-B
Exons: 4
Coding region: 107-1300 (397 amino acids)
Cellular component (GO): lysosome
Molecular function (GO): cysteine-type endopeptidase activity
Source: RefSeq, a predicted model, not a curated record